Molecule: messenger RNA, 689 nt
Organism: Camponotus floridanus (Florida carpenter ant)
Lineage: Eukaryota; Metazoa; Arthropoda; Insecta; Hymenoptera; Formicidae
Product: probable RNA-binding protein EIF1AD
Exons: 3
Coding region: 17-505 (162 amino acids)
Biological process (GO): translational initiation
Cellular component (GO): nucleus
Molecular function (GO): RNA binding; translation initiation factor activity
Source: RefSeq, a predicted model, not a curated record
AGGAAGAGACAAUAAAAUGCAGUUGAAGAGCACAAUGUCAUCUUCUAUAGCAACGAAGCGUAAAUACGUUUUCCAAGAGCUUGAUGAUAUGAGCCUUCCCACGGAUUCGCAAACCAUCGUACGAAUCGUUCAAGCCCGCGGCCAUAAUCUUCACGAAGUUGUCACUUCCUCCGGAGAACAAUUCAUUGUUUCAAUGCCUACUAAAUUCAGACAAAAUAUCUGGGUAAAGAGAGGUGAUUAUAUUGUUAUAGAGCCAAUCAAGGAAGGCAAAAAAGUUAAGGGCGAAAUUGUUAAGAUACUCACAAAGGAUCACAUAAAAUGGUAUCGUGCACAAAAUUGUUGGCCAGCGGAAUUCGAUGAAGAUCCGAAGAGAAACGGACAAUCGAUAGCAACGAAUUAUACUACGUGCGACGAUGAAGAGCUCUUUGUAAAUAUGAACAGGUAUUCCGCUAAUCAGAAAAUAAACGAUAGUGAAAGUGAUUCCAGUGAAUCUGAUUCUGAUUAGUAUUAUAACUUAAAACGGACAGACUUUAUUUUUGUAUUAUAUUACAAGAAUGUACAUACAUAGACAAUUUUGUGCCUGAUAAAAACAAAUCUUUCUUUUUUUCUACUCAAACGUUAUGUUCUUUUCUACUCAAACGUAUGAUAAUGUUUAUAUAGUUAUAUAAUAAAUUUUUACAUCAAAUUGA